GAAAAGCCAAGCAGUAGCUAUCUUUAACUGGAAAAUUACUUUGUGUAUUCUUUACUUUGAAAAGCAAACAUUACGAAGAUGUUCAGAGAUGCGUUUAAAUGUUUUACAGUAGAUUUCGACGCACCAAAUGGGAGAGACGUCUUCACAUGUGGCGAUGUUAUUUCGGGGCGAAUUAUUUUCGACCUAUCAAAAGAAGUAAGAGUUACUAAGAUCAGUAUGACCGCAAACGGAAAGGCGAGGGUUGCGUGGACCGCUGACCGUCGAAAGAAUAGAACACAUUAUUCUGCAAAAGAGGACUAUUUUAACACGACAUGCGACAUCAUGGAACAAAAAGUGGCUAUUGGUGCUGGCAAGAUUCUCCUUCGCGGAGGAACGCAUGUCUAUCCAUUUAGAUUCCAGCUACCACACGGAAAUUUCCCGUCAGCAUUUCAAGGAGUUAAAGGCAGAGUGAUGUACACUUUGGUCGUUGAGAUACAUAGACCAUGGCAUUUCGCCAAGGAGUUCCGGACGGAAUUGAAUUUUGUCAGCCACAUAGACGCCAACCACCCACAACUGCUGGCACCGCUGUCUGCGUCCAAAAGCAAGGAGCUGUAUUGUUUCUGCUGUGCCUCAGGGCCCCUCUCCAUGGACGUUCGUCUGGAGAGGAAGGGUUACGUUCCAGGAGAAAUGAUACAG
Conger conger (European conger) is the source of this 675-nucleotide messenger RNA. Its product is annotated as arrestin domain-containing protein 3-like. The transcript has 5 exons. The annotation marks the transcript as partial. Lineage: Eukaryota; Metazoa; Chordata; Actinopteri; Anguilliformes; Congridae. Gene Ontology annotation, biological process: protein transport. The record is from RefSeq and is a predicted model, not a curated record. Gene Ontology annotation, cellular component: cytoplasm; plasma membrane.